GAAUCCAUUUUCAAAUAACCCAUUUGAUUCUCCCUGUUCCUCUUCUUCACAGAUAUAUGUUGGGGAAAGGAGGAAAACGGAAGUUUGAUGAGCAUGAAGAUGGGCUGGAAGGCAAAGUUGUGUCUCCUACUGAUGGUCCAUCGAAGGUGUCCUACACCUUACAGCGCCAGACUAUCUUCAACAUUUCCCUUAUGAAGCUCUAUAACCACCGGCCACUGACGGAGCCGAGCCUGCAAAAGACAGUUCUGAUCAACAACAUGCUCCGGCGGAUUCAGGAGGAGCUCAAGCAGGAAGGCAGCCUGAGACCCGUGUUCCUCACCGCCUCGCAGCCGCCCGACGCGCUGGGGGACGACUUCCGGGAGGCGCAGCCCGCCUUCAGCCAGCUGGCCUCCUCGCCGGCCCACCCCACCGACUCGGCAAACACUACGUCCCUAGAGGCCUGCCUCACGCCCGCCUCCCUGCUGGAGGACGAUACUUUUUGCACUUCUGCGCCCGUCCCAGCCAGCGGCCCCCCGAAACUCCCACCUCCGCCCGCCCCACCCGAAAAGGACAGCUUCUCCUCCGCCUUGGAUGAAAUCGAGGAGCUCUGUCCAACACCUACCUCCGCCGAGGCGGGAGCCGGAGCCGCCUCCGCCGCCGACGGCGCAAAAGAAGACUCCUGCGCGGCCAACGCUCAGAAGCCCGAGGGGCUCCCGGAGAGCCGGGCGGCAGACCCCAAACUCCUGGACUCUCUGCCGGGGAACUUCGAGAUAACAACCUCCACGGGCUUUCUGACAGACUUGACCUUGGACGACAUUCUGUUCGCCGACAUAGACACGUCCAUGUAUGACUUUGACCCCUGCACGUCGGCUGCGGGGGCAGCCUCCAAAAUGGCGCCCGUCUCGGCAGACGACCUCCUCAAGACUUUAGCUCCCUAUAGUAGUCAGCCAGUCGCCCCCAAUCAGCCUUUCAAAAUGGACCUCACAGAACUGGAUCACAUAAUGGAGGUGCUUGUCGGGUCGUAAAGCCUAGAAAACCCCAGACUUUUUUUUCUGUACCAGUAUAUACACACUCGGUAGUAUUUUCACAACCCUACAGAUUCACAGCACUGUGCAUGCAUCGUCCUUGCUUGCCUUUUCCAGGAAAAAAGAAAAAAAAAAAAAAAAGGAUCACACUAGUACUUUUUGCCUCAAGCAGAGUUGGAGUGCCUUCAUCCAUGUAUGACCACUUUUAAUGUGUUUUGAAGUGGUUCCUCAAAGAAGACCUAAUAUCCUGGUAUAGGAAAGAAUACAUAUGGAAGACAAUAUUCUUACAUUGUUAUUAUUAAAAAAAAAAAAGCGAAGCACAAGGAUUAAGUUGGGGAAAGCUGUAAAUUGCAUGUGCAUAUUUGUCUAUUUUUUCUAUAAGUUUUAUUGCAAGAGGUAAAAAAUUUAUUAUUUAGAUAAUCUCAGUAUCUUUUUUGGCAUUUUAGCCCUGUGUAGGUUGACUUAGCAAUUCAGCCUUUUGGAGGCAUUAACUACUCCUCUUAAGUGUUGCAUUUACAUGGCUGUUUAGAAACUGCUGCCCAAAUUUAUUUUAUAUUUUUGUACAGAUUCUGCAGUUUAUGAUAUUGUUUUUCUAAAAACAAAUGCUGUUUAUACACACAAAAUAGCUAUUUUGAUAGGAUUUGCUCACAUAGUUCCUGCAUACUUCAAAUGUACAAGAUACGCUUGUACUUUUAUACAGAGUUGUAAUGUUUUAUAUGUGUAUGGUGCAAAGAGAAAAUCAGAUCAAAUUAAUCUGCAGUCGAUAUUCCUAAAUGCAAACACACAGUGCUUUAAGAAAGGGCCAGGAGAUAUUUCACCCAAGUUUCACAAGUACCAACUCCCUGGUAUACAAACACCUGUGUACUACUGUGAUUUCUAAACCUAGAGCCAUGUCUACUCAUCAAACUUGUAUUAAGCAGUUGGCAGGAAAUAGCUGUGAAACUUGGGUUCUAGGGGACAGUUCUCUGUAGCUUUCUUUUUGGAGAGGAAGGCUACCGAAAACUUAGCCUUCGAGUAUGUAUGCCAAGUUACUGUUUUUAAUUUUUUUAAAAUUGAACCCAAAUGUUUCAUUUUAACAUAAUUUUCUCUGUGACUUGAACUUAAUUAGCUUUCUAGAAAAUCAUUACAUCUGAACUGAAUUUUAUUAAAAGUCAAUCAUUUUAUGGAAUGAAAAUACCUAUUGAGUAAGUUUAUUUUGUUUUUAAAUUGCAUUUUUAAAAGGCAUACAUCAUUUAUUCAAAUCAUCUUAUACCAUUCCUCCU
Gracilinanus agilis (Agile Gracile Mouse Opossum) is the source of this 2266-nucleotide messenger RNA. It is a transcript of the gene SERTAD2, whose product is annotated as SERTA domain containing 2. Lineage: Eukaryota; Metazoa; Chordata; Mammalia; Didelphimorphia; Didelphidae. Bases 57 to 1004 code for a protein of 315 amino acids. The transcript has a single exon. The record is from RefSeq and is a predicted model, not a curated record. Gene Ontology annotation, cellular component: nucleus. Gene Ontology annotation, molecular function: transcription regulator activity.